ACUACGUCCUACUCUUGUACGUCACAUGCGAACUCUGUGGCCGUCAGCUGAAAAUUAUCGUGUUUAUGCGUAUUUAAUGUGUUUAUUUAUAAAUUGCUAGAAAGAGAAAAUAGUGCUGGGAAGACAAAAUGGCAACGGGAGUAAAACCUCGUGAUGAAGAAUCAUCUCUCACUCGAGCCGACUUAGAGGCGAUACAAGAUGCAAUGAAAAAUAAGAAGUUUCGAGAUCUACUAUCUGAGUACUGCGAUGAAGUACGUGACCCGGCGAAUCAAGCAAUCUAUCAAAAAGAAAUGACCCAACUAGAAAAGGAACGUGGUUACGACGUAACAUUUAUUAAUCCAAAGGGUGGUUAUGUCAUUAAAACAAGUGUAGCCGGAGAGAGAAAAGCUUUUAUCAAUAUCUGCAGCAAUGAGAAUGUGGACAAACCGUCUUGUACCGUACAAGAACGAAAUGGCCAAAAAGGAAUGAACUGGCAACUUCCUUAUACAAUAAUUCCACCAAGGGAAGAUUUUAAUCACAAAAGAGAACGCUGUAUUAUUUACGAUGUAGUAUUUCACCCAGAUACAUUGCGCAUGGCUGAGGUUAACAAACGAUUCCGUGAGUUAGUAAACAACACUGCGUUUGAUGGACUACAAAAAACCUAUGGUAUUCAUUUCGAUAGUAAUAAUUGUCGUUUUCCAAAGGCCUGUUAUAAAGGCAUGACUACACCGGCUGUUAUAAGAAAAGAAGAUCCAAAUUAUAAACCACCAACUGAUGAAGAAAAUCAAGAACUUACACCAGAAGUCUUAGAAAAACUUUACCCACAACAUAUAUACCAAGAAAAUAAAGAGCACCUUCAAGAAAAUGUCACAUACAACAUACAACAUAGAAAAAAAGCAAAGAAUAGUAAAAAAGAAUUUACUCAUUCAUCUGAUAAAGGUUAUACAGUACCUAAAUAUGUAAUUAAACAGCAACAAAAUGUAGAUUUUCAAGACUUUACUUACCACAAAGAUAGUAAGCAGUAUUCUGCAAUUCCAAGUAAUUUAACUAUUGAAAUUAAUUUACCACUUUUAUCAUCAACCAAGGACUGUGUAUUAGAUGUUCGGGAAAAAAAUCUAACUCUGAUCUCAGAAAAACCUGCAAAGUAUAAACUUAACCUUGAUCUCCCUUAUUCUGUCAAUGAUGAAUGUGGAAAUGCGACAUUUGAUAAAUCAAAGCAUAUGUUAAUUGUGUCACUACCAGUGAUUAGAAAAAAAUUAUCGUCUAAUAAAAUAACUUGUCAGAAGAGUGACAGUGGUGUAGAGAGUGAAGAAAAUUCAAACAGUGAUGAAGAAUCUUCUAGAAAAAAUAAUCUUGUAGAAGAAAUAACAUUAACUAGUGAAAAUCCAGAUUUAUCUUCAAUUCAGGAAAAAGAAACGUCUCCUAUAGUUGAUGAAGAAUUUUUACUUUCCAAUAUUGGGUAUACAUUCCCAUCGUAUACUUAUAAUGCACUAGAUGAUAUAGUGGCAUUCACCUUUCAUGUUAAAAAUACAGAAACAGAUUCUGUUAAGGUUAAAAAUGUUGAAAACAAAGUAUAUAUUAAAUUUACUUCUAUUGGAUCAGGAUUCGUACCAAUACAUUAUGCAGCCUUUAUUGUGUUUGAUCAUGAUAUUAAUUUUGAAAAUGCAGUAGGUGAAGCUUGGGAUAACAAUGUUAUUUUACAACUUGAAACAGGUGGAAAUAUUCCUGAAAAAUUCCAAAUAGGAUUACAAGGCGAUUUGAAAAUGGAAUAUUUUGAUGUGUCUAAACUUAAGAAACCUUUAAAAGAACACAUAAUACAAAAUAAUAUUAAAUCUUCCGAAGAAGUUAGUUCAAGUCCUGUUGUUGAAGUAACUAACUUAGGAAGUGAAACUAACAUUGUUGUUUCAUCAACAUCUCAUAAUGCUAAUAAAGAAGAUGAAAAUGAAAGAGAUAUUGUAUGGACUGAAAAUGGUACCUUUGAAAAUGGAGCCAAGAGUAUUCUACGCAAACCUAUUGCAAUGAUGAGAAGUUUUUCUGAAUCAAGUUGUGGAGAUGUUGCAUCAUCAAUGGACUACAUUAGCUCUGACUGUAUUCCUGAAGAAUCAAGCUUGAAAAAAACUGUUAGAUUUAGUGACGUCAUUGCAAGACAGUUUUACAGAUACAAUUCAUCAAUUGAAGGCCAAAAAAGAAAAAAUCAACGUAAGAAGAGUAAAAAACGUAAUUUAGAAAGGCGUAGAAGUGAGAGUGAAGCUGAAGAUGACUCUGUAAAUGCACAUCAGACUUCUAGAUCCAGGCUCAAAUCUGCUCUUAAACAAAGACACGAUAGUGGAGUAGUGGACACUUCAGAUGCAGAAGAAUGCAAGUAUGUCAUGUCUGAUUGUGAUCUUCAGUAUGACAGUAAUACAGAUGAAAAUGCAAAUAAGAAUGAUGAGACUAAUAUAAACAAAGAUUCAUCUAUUCUGAAUAUAAUUGAUAGAAAUGGUAACACAAAAGAGAACCAACCUGAAAUAUGGAAAUCGGCACCUAUUCCACACAGUACAAAAAUGGAUAAUAAUAUACAAAAUAACCAAACAAAAGUUACGUGUAGUACUAUUAAACAUAAUACCGACCUUUAUAAUCCCGACAGAUUAAAUAAAGGAAAAUAUUUAGAAAUAAAAUUUAAAAAUGAUCUUAUAUUCGAUCUCGAUAUGUGAGUUGCGAGGAUUGUAUUAUUUUGUUCAUAACAGGCAAUUGAGUGUUUUUAAAUAAUUAUAGUAUUUAGAUUUUUAAACACUAGUAACCAGUGUUUUAGUUAUUUUUAAAGGCAUGAGUUUUUUCUUUUCCUUAAAACUUUCCAUUUAAAUGAUGUUCCUUUUUAUUGUAGAAGUGGUGUUAAUUGAUUAGCUAAGUUUAUGGCAAUAGCCUAUAUUAUUCUGCACAUUUGUCAAUUAUUUAAAAAAAAAAAAAUUAAAUUGUAUACCUUAAAUUUGGAAUAGUGGUUAGUUCACACAUGUUGAUUUUAAUUAAUCGAAGGCAAUUGAGUCCGCCUGAACAGACUUAAUCAAAUUUCAUAUAAAUCGAUUAUUCAGUCAUAAAAUGUUGAUUGCUUUGGUUCUACAUUUUUGUUGUCAAUAUGUUAUAAAAUACAUAGAAAUCAUCUAAAAUCGAACAGUGUGAAUUUGCAAUAAGUUUUCAAUGUUAAUAAUUUGGAUCUUAAUGUUUGGGUUUUUCCAUAUUAUUGCUCAUUUUAGACAAUAUAUUUGUAUAGUUAAAUACAUUGAAUGGUACAAAUUAGAUAUAGUCACAUACAAAUUUUAAUGUCUGACACAAAUUAUAUUAUUAAAUUGAUGAUAAACAAUGCACUUUUAUACAAUAGAUAUUAGAUGACCUACAUAUUAAAAGAUAAAAAAUAUUUUAGUGUUUGGUACUAUUGUGUGUUUUAAAAGAGUAUACAAAUAUAAAUCAAUUAUUGUAACAAUGUUUUUCAUGAAAUUAACC
Molecule: messenger RNA, 3456 nt
Organism: Nymphalis io (European peacock)
Lineage: Eukaryota; Metazoa; Arthropoda; Insecta; Lepidoptera; Nymphalidae
Gene: Nop17l
Product: protein kintoun
Exons: 3
Coding region: 129-2672 (847 amino acids)
Biological process (GO): axonemal dynein complex assembly
Cellular component (GO): cytoplasm
Source: RefSeq, a predicted model, not a curated record